Molecule: messenger RNA, 897 nt
Organism: Helianthus annuus (common sunflower)
Lineage: Eukaryota; Viridiplantae; Streptophyta; Magnoliopsida; Asterales; Asteraceae
Exons: 2
Coding region: 1-897 (298 amino acids)
Source: RefSeq, a predicted model, not a curated record
AUGGCAAGCUUCCCGUGGCAACACUUUAUUAAUCAAGUGUUGGCCACCCAAGGGAACAACAGUAACAACAACAACACAGAUCCUGAGGACCACCUUCAGAUCUUCACUGGUGCUGCUAGGAUUGAGAAAUGGUCAAAUGCUGAAUGUCGUCUCAUGUUCAUGCAAACUCUUGUUGGAUCAGCCAGAAUCUGGUUCAAUGAUUUACCUGCCCGAAGCGUUCGAAGCUUCGAUGACCUUAGCAAGGGGUUCCUGGCCAAUUUCUCCCAGCAGAGGCGAUACGUUAAAGAUGCUACAGUAAUCUUCCAGAUAAAACAAAGAGAUGACGAAAGCCUUCGAGAGUUCAUAGAAAGGUACAAGAAGGAAGGUCUCACAUAUAUGGGGGCAGACGAAAAGAUGAGAGUGGCCGGUUUCAUGAAUGCUAUUAUCUCCAAGUACCUUACUAGGGAUUUCAACAAGUCCCUGCCAAAAACCUUGGAAGAAGCUCUCGAAAGGGCCGAGGCCCACAUCAGUGGAGAGGAGGCUGUAGACAUAAAGGAACAAAGAAAAAGGGGAUCUAGUUGGCGAGGUAACAGUCCGGCUAGGAAAAAGGGGAACUUCCAUUCCUAUGACAGACGCCAAAGGGGUUCAGAACAACGAAGGUCUGAAGGCCGAAACCCUCCAAGCAUGGAGAAGGCCAUGAACUUCACACCCCUCACCAAGACCCCUCAAGAGAUUCUUGCCACGGAGGAAGUAAAGCAAAGCUUUCGACCUCCCAGGCCUCUCCCUAAAAGCAAAAGGAAUGAAAAUUCCACCCAAUUUUGUGAAUUUCAUGAAGAGAAGGGCCACCAUACUAAUGAUUGCUUCCAACUUAAAAAGAGGAUCGAAGAGGCCGUCAAGUCCGCGAGCUUGCUCACUUAG